Molecule: messenger RNA, 780 nt
Organism: Blastocystis hominis
Lineage: Eukaryota; Bigyra; Opalinata; Blastocystidae
Exons: 4
Coding region: 1-780 (259 amino acids)
Biological process (GO): DNA restriction-modification system
Molecular function (GO): DNA binding; endonuclease activity
Source: RefSeq, a predicted model, not a curated record
AUGUUCCGGUGUUCCCGAUUUUGUGUUGUCCCGAAACGUUUUUUCGCUACCGCCGCUAAAGAAGAGAAGAUUGUCGAGGAAGUAGCCCAAACUACGGUAGACGCUGGUAAAGAGCUGGAGGACCGUGUAGCCCGCAUGUUGAAGAAGCGUGGACACCUGAACAUCAAAAAGAACCAGCGCAUGAAGGACCGGAACGGAAAUUGGUCGGAGUUCGAUAUUGUCUAUGGAUGGCCGAUCCGCCACUAUGUAGAGUGCAAGAACUAUUCACACCCAGUAAAAUUGGAGAUGGUAGCCAAGUUCAAGGAGGUGCUACGCCUACACCGCAUUCCGAAGUCUCGUGGAAUGUUUAUUACCACGUCGACAUACACCCCCCGAGCAACGACUAUCGGAAUUAACUGUAUUGACGGUGCUGGGUUGGAGCGCUUGGAGAAAACGGCGACGACGGCGCUUCUGAUCAAGUCCUGCAUCGUUCUGGCGUGCUGCUUUGGAGUGACGCAGAGCAAUUCCCCCAAGAUCCAGAAAUGGAGAGAGGAGAUCAGCAAGAAGAGCCAGGAAGUCUCGAAGCAGAAGAGCAGCGAGAUGGCUGUGGCGGUUGAGAAGGCAAAGCAGAAGAGCGAAGAGAUUCUGGAGGCCACGAAGCAGAAGAGCUCGGAGGUCGUCGAGAAGAUGGAGGUGAUGGAAAAGGCAAAGCAGAAGAGUAGCGAGAUUCUGGAGGCCACCAUUCAAAAGGACGUCUGCAACGGCGGUGGAAUUGGCGAAACAGAAGAGAGCAGAGUUUAG